Mollisia scopiformis is the source of this 464-nucleotide messenger RNA. RefSeq lists its product as uncharacterized. Lineage: Eukaryota; Fungi; Ascomycota; Leotiomycetes; Helotiales; Mollisiaceae. The record is from RefSeq and is a predicted model, not a curated record. Bases 50 to 307 code for a protein of 85 amino acids. The transcript has a single exon.
CAGGAGGCGUGAGGAAUGUGGAAUACGUGCAGCCUUGCACCAGAAAUGCAUGCAGCCAUGUAUGGAUGUUAUCACUUGGAAUGGAACAGAUAUGCAAUUCUUCAUGACCAUGAUCAGCAACUUCAAAUUCACAUUCUGGCUUGCUGCAUGUGUGCAUAGCUUGAAAGGCCGGGUAGCAAACAACUACCGACAUCUAUCACAAUAUCUGACCGGUUUGAGAACAUCCAUCAUAAAUCAUCUCCAAAUGGCUAAGACAAUUGCCAGAUGUUACUUCUGCUUAUCCCAACUAUCCCAUACCUUAAUCUGAUUAUGCAGUGAGUUGUCUCACUCUUAUGUGGGGCUCAACCUGCUUUUCGGUUCAGCCCCUUUAUUCAGGCUGAAGCACUUCGCUAUUGCUGUCAUCAAGCAAACAUCACAAGAAUAACUAUUUGGCUCUGAUAUAUUCAUAAUCGUGGCGAGCACAG